AGAGAACUUCCAUUAGACAAAUUGGUUCCCAGAAAGCAUGGCGUUGACUUCAGAAUAUUUUUCACUCUUUCUUCUCCUACUCCUGUCUGUUCUGUUUAUCUUCCUCCUCCGUCGCAAAACCGCAGCCAGAAACCGCCGUCUUCCGCCGGGACCACCGGGAUGGCCCAUAUUCGGAAACAUGUUUCAGCUCGGAGACAGGCCUCACCGCACCCUCACCGAACUAAGGGCCAAACACGGCCCCGUCGUGUGGCUCCAAAUCGGCGCCAUUAACACCAUGACUAUUCUCUCAGCCAAUGCUGCCACCGUGUUCUUCAAGAAUCACGACCACGCAUUCGCAGACCGCACCAUAACCGAAACCAUGCGAGUCCACAACUACGACAAAUCCUCCUUGGCCUUAGCCCCAUACGGCCCCUACUGGCGCCUCAUGCGGCGCCUCGUCACCGUGGACAUGCUGGUGGCGAAACGCUUAAACGAAACCGCUCCAGUGCGGCGGAAGUGCGUAAACAACAUGAUAACAUGGUUGAGCAAAGAGGCUGAGAAGUUGGAAGAGGGUGGCGGAGUCCACGUGGCGCGGUUCGUGUUCCUGAUGUCGUUCAAUCUCUUAGGGAACCUGAUGCUGUCGCGGGACCUGUUCGACCCUGACUCGGAAGACGGGUCGGAGUUUUUCACUGCGAUGAUGGGUUUGAUGGAGUGGUCAGGUCACGCUAACGUCGCCGACAUGUUCCCGUGGUUGAGGCGGCUGGACCCGCAAGGUUUGAGGAGGAAGAUGGAUCGAGACAUGGGCAAAGCUCUGGAAAUCGCGUCGAAGUUCGUGAAAAAGCGUUUGGACGAGAAGAACUCCGAUGAAAAAACAAGGGACUUCUUGGAUGUGUUGAUUGACUUUCAAAGCAGCAACAGUGAAGAAGCACUCAAUAUUUCAGACAAAGACCUCAACAUUUUCAUUUUGGAAAUAUUCUUGGCUGGGUCAGAAACAACAAGCAGCACAAUUGAAUGGACGAUGAUGGAGCUUCUGCGCCACCCGGAGUGGCUGGAGAAGGUGAAAAGCGAGCUUGAUCGGGUGGUCGGGCGUGGAAGAAAAGUUGAAGAGAGUGACAUAGACAACCUUCCUUACCUACAAGCCGUGAUUAAGGAAACACUUCGAUUGCACCCUCCCAUUCCGUUGCUUGUUCCUCGGAAGGCUACGAAGAACACAAAGUUCAUGGGAUACGACAUUCCGAAAGACACCCAGGUUUUGGUGAAUGCCUGGGCAAUAGGGAGAGACCCCAGUGUCUGGGAGCAACCCCUUGAGUUCAAACCCCAACGGUUUGUCGAUGAUUGCAAGAACCUUGAUUACAAGGGAACUAAUUUUGGGUUGAUUCCUUUUGGAAGUGGACGAAGAAUGUGUGCAGGUUUGCCCCUAGCGCACAGAAUUCUUCAUCUUGUGUUGGGAUCGUUGCUUCACGAAUUUGACUGGAAACUUCCGAGUCAUGUCACACCCUCCACCUUGGAUACCAGGGAAAGGCUCGGUAUCACCAUGCGAAAGCUUCAACCUUUGCUUGCUGUGCCUAAAUUAAUUUCCUCUUCCUCUUCCAUCAUUAAUGAUUAAUUAAUACAUAAUAAAUACAAAAUAUAAUUACUUUUUCGCACUGUAACAAUAAUUGUACUUGCACCGUAUUCUAUUCAUAAUU
Vigna umbellata (rice bean) is the source of this 1667-nucleotide messenger RNA. Its product is annotated as cytochrome P450 76A2-like. The record is from RefSeq and is a predicted model, not a curated record. Gene Ontology annotation, molecular function: heme binding; oxidoreductase activity, acting on paired donors, with incorporation or reduction of molecular oxygen; iron ion binding. Lineage: Eukaryota; Viridiplantae; Streptophyta; Magnoliopsida; Fabales; Fabaceae.